This is a messenger RNA of Maudiozyma barnettii, 1086 nucleotides long. It is a transcript of the gene HEM12, whose product is annotated as uroporphyrinogen decarboxylase HEM12. Bases 1 to 1086 code for a protein of 361 amino acids. Gene Ontology annotation, molecular function: uroporphyrinogen decarboxylase activity. The record is from RefSeq and is a predicted model, not a curated record. Gene Ontology annotation, biological process: heme biosynthetic process. Gene Ontology annotation, cellular component: cytosol. The transcript has a single exon. Lineage: Eukaryota; Fungi; Ascomycota; Saccharomycetes; Saccharomycetales; Saccharomycetaceae.
AUGGAAUUCCCUAAAUUGAAAAACGAUCUUUUAUUACGUACUUUAAAAGGUGAAAAAGUUGAAAGACCACCAUGUUGGAUUAUGCGUCAAGCUGGUAGAUAUUUACCUGAAUAUAAAGCUUUAAAAGGUGAUAAAGAUUUCUUUCAACUAUGUCAAACUCCUGAAAUUGCAGCAGAAUUAACUAUUCAACCUGUAUUACGUUAUGAAGGUUUAAUUGACGCCGCAAUUAUAUUUAGUGAUAUCUUAGUUAUCCCUCAAGCUUUAGGAAUGACAGUAGAAAUGAUUGAUGGUCAGGGACCUCAUUUUCCUAAUCCUUUAAGAACUACAGAUGAUAUUAAUAAAAUAUUAAGUUAUGAGGUUAACGUCCUAAAAGAUUUAGAUUGGGCUUUUAAAGCUUUAACUAUGACUAGAUUCCAAUUAGAUGGGAAAGUUCCUUUAUUCGGAUUUUGUGGGGGACCUUGGACUCUUUUAGUCUAUAUGGCUGAAGGUGGUGGUUCAAGAUUAUUUAGAUUUGCUAAACAAUUAAUUAAUGAAAAACCUGAAUUAUCAUUAAAACUUCUACAAAAAAUUACAGACACUGCAAUUGAAUUCUUGGCUCAACAAGUCGUAGCAGGUGCUCAAGUAUUACAAGUAUUUGAAAGUUGGGGUGGAGAAUUAUCUUCAAUGGAUUUCAAUAAAUUCUCAUUACCUUUCUUAACACAAAUCGUAGAAGGUGUGCCAAAAAGAUUAAAAGAACUAGGAAUUAAAGAUCAUAUUCCAAUGAUCGUCUUUGCUAAGGGAUCAUGGUAUGCUUUAGAUAAAUUAUGUUCAUUAGGCUAUGAUGGUGUAUCUCUGGAUUGGUCUUGGGAUCCAAAUGAUGCCGUCAAGAUAAAUAAUGAUAGAUGUACUUUACAAGGUAAUAUUGAUCCAGGUGUCAUAUAUGGUUCUAAUGAAAUUAUAUCCGAAAAAGUUAAAUAUAUGAUCGACGCAUUUAAUAAAGAUAAAAAACAGUACAUUGUAAAUUUUGGUCAUGGUACUCAUCCUUUCAUGGAUACUGAAAAGAUUAGAUUCUUUUUGGAAGAAUGUCAUAAAUAUGGUUCUGCAUAG